UACAUAUACAUGUAAUUUUGCGUUUUAAAUGGUAAUGCAAGUGAUUUUAUGUCAUCCUUUUUUAUUUUAUUUUCUUUUUUUGUUAGUUUUUCAAUAAAAAUAUUUCAUAACAAUCGGUCAUAGGAUUCAUGGUUAUUUCGCAACUUAGAGAAAUACGGCAGAUCGCACGUAUAAGAAGCUCUCGUACUCCUACAUGUCCAAUGAAUCUCUGGUCCAAAAUGGCAUCAAAUAAUUCUAAAAGCACGUUUGGGCUAGAAACAGAAAAAUAUCAGGAACAAUUAAAGCGAUGGCCCAAAGAGGGAAGACAUAUUCUUGCUCAGUACGACGACAACACGAUCAUAGUCUACCAGGCAUUUCGCAAAGAAAUAGCUGAAUAUGCGGAUAAAAACGGAAAAUUCGGUGGCCCUCUAUACAGCUUUAACAGAAUGACUUGGAUUAAAACAAACUUUCUGUGGAUGAUGUAUAGGUCUGGAUGGGCCGAAAAAUCUAAUCAGGAUCGAAUCCUUGCCAUUCGAUUGACUAUUGAUGGUUUUUUGGAAAUUCUACGGGUCUCGCAAGAUGCCAGUAAGGAUGCAUACGGCCCAGGGGGUCCACAAGUUGGUUUUGGGGACGGGGGUGUUCGAUUGCAGUGGGAUCCCGAUCACACACCACACGGCAAUAAAUGCACAAGACGGGCAGUACAGCUUGGACUAAAAGGAGAAAUUCUAGAAAAAUUCAACGAGCAAUGGAUCCGCAAUAUUUACGAUAUUACUGACUUUGUUAAGGAACAGAGACAGUUUGUGCUGAAGAACGAUUUGGACUCAUUAAUGACCCCUCGUGAAACGGUAUUCGUGCCAAAUAAUCCAAAUCUAUGCCGUCACAUACGUUUAGAUGUGGAUAACACAGAAGACAAGUCUGAGGAACCAACAUAGAAUUUUUUGCAUUAUUACAAGUGAAAAUGAGGAAACAAGGGAAUUGUUUACCGUUUCCUGAAAAUCCUCUCGACUGUAGACAGCCAUCAUUCUAAAAUGCUCGCAUCCUUGUCAGUGCUCAUUGACGGAUGUUGAAGCAUUCUAUUGUAAAGUUUGUGCUCUAGGAAAAUUAUUGCGGUACACACCACUCCUUACUUGCUCCUUUGUGCCUGAAUGUAGCUCAGUCAGGUUUUGUCAAGUUCUGUGUAAAGAUCGCAACUACUAACAUUAUAUCUGUAGUUAAGUCCCAUACUAGUCAUACAGAAUGAAUAAAACAAUUUUAUUUA
Molecule: messenger RNA, 1237 nt
Organism: Saccostrea cuccullata (small rock oyster)
Lineage: Eukaryota; Metazoa; Mollusca; Bivalvia; Ostreida; Ostreidae
Exons: 2
Coding region: 129-911 (260 amino acids)
Source: RefSeq, a predicted model, not a curated record